Messenger RNA from Clavispora lusitaniae ATCC 42720, 465 nucleotides. It is a transcript of the gene HTA3, whose product is annotated as histone H2AZ. Gene Ontology annotation, cellular component: chromatin; nucleosome. The record is from RefSeq and is a predicted model, not a curated record. Lineage: Eukaryota; Fungi; Ascomycota; Pichiomycetes; Serinales; Metschnikowiaceae. Gene Ontology annotation, biological process: heterochromatin formation. Gene Ontology annotation, molecular function: DNA binding; protein heterodimerization activity; structural constituent of chromatin.
AUGCGCGCCGUGUUUAUACAAAGUAAACAAACUACUCGCUACUACUGCUUUUCAUCUGUAACCAUGUCGGGAAAAGGAAAAGUGCACGGAGGAAAAGGCAAAUCUGCCGAAAGCAAUAAGAUGACAAGCUCUCACUCGGCCAGAGCGGGCUUGCAGUUCCCCGUGGGAAGAAUCAAGAGAUAUUUGAAGAGAACAGCGCAAAACAAAAUCAGAAUCGGAUCCAAGUCUGCGAUUUACUUGACGGCUGUUUUGGAGUACUUGACUGCAGAGGUGUUGGAGUUGGCCGGAAACGCCGCCAAGGACUUGAAGGUCAAGAGAAUCACCCCUAGACACUUGCAGUUGGCCAUCAGAGGCGACGAAGAAUUAGACAACUUGAUCAAGGCCACCAUCGCGUACGGUGGUGUUUUGCCACACAUCAACAAGGCCUUGUUGUUGAAGGUGGAGAGAAAGAAGGGCCAGAAGUAA